UAGUAAAAGUAAUUGGAAAGAUUUUCCUUUCUCUCAUCACAUUCACAUGUCACACACCAGCUCUUCAAAAAGGCCAAAUAUUGUUACUAUCAUCUUCACCACCUUCAUUUCUCACUCUCAGAAUCUCCAUGGACACCAAUGGAAGAAGCAGAAACAGUCCUUGUGCCUCACCAGAAUUCGAGUUCUGGAUGGUUCGAAACCCCUCUUUUCCACAACCUAACAUUCUCUCCGCAGAUCAACUCUUCGUCAACGGUGUCCUCCUUCCUCUCCACCUCCUAAACAAACCCCACCCGUCACAGACCCCACCCGACCCAGAACCAAAACCAGAACCGGAACCUUCCCCGGCCAUAACUGACUCCACAUCCGCCGCCACCCCCUCCAAGCGCUGGAAAGACAUUUUCAAAAAGAAAAACGCGGAAAGCAGCAACGACGCCAAGAAGAAAGAGAAAAAAAACGGCGUCGCCUCUUCUGCGGAGCUCAACAUCAACAUAUGGCCAUUCUCCCGGAGCAGGUCCGCGGGUAACGCGGGGACCCGACCCAAAUUAUUCGCUCCGGCAGCCCGUAAAGCAAACAGCGCACCGUGCUCGCGGAGCAAUUCGGCCGGAGAAUCCAAGUCAAGGAAGUGGCCCAGCAGUCCGGGCCGAGCCGGAGUCCAUCUGGGAAGAAGCAGCCCAGUCUGGCAGGUCCGCCGUGGGAAGAAUCCAGAACCUCCGCCUCUCCACCACGAAAACAAACCGAAAAGUCGCCGGAGCAAACUCAGCGGGGGCGGGUGGAACAACCCAAAAACAAAGGUUUUGAAUUUGAAUGUCCCAAUGUGCAUCGGUUACAGACAUCACUUGACGUGCAGAAGUGACGAGAAUAGUGCCAUUGGUGUCAGAGGCGCUUCGGAUAACAUCCCUGGCAGUGACAGUAACAGUGGUAACAGUAACCCAGCUCAUGCCAAUGUUGGGGGUAAGCUUUUUAACCUGCGCAGCCUCUUCACCAAAAAAAGCGUUGUAGCCUCUCACUAGUUCGUUCUCCUUCAUUCUUCUGAUUUUUCUGCCUUCCACAGUAUAUACAUCAUCAUAUAAUAUGUGAAUUGUUUAGUAUUUAGUUUACUAGUGAUGUUCUUCUGAGUUUAGUUUAUUUUUGUGUGAAAGAAAAAAAAAAUGAAGCUAGGAGUCUAUGUUUUGGUACAGGCUUUGCGCGUAACCGAAAAAGGUAGCUGUUUGAGGCUACAACUUAGGAUUUAAAACUAGAUUUUGUGUUUUGUUAUGUUCCUGCGAUGCUUUAUCAGAAUGUAUUUAUUAAUUGUAUUCUGACUUUUCCCACUUGAUAUCUGCAAGUGGGGUUAUGACUC
Messenger RNA from Vigna unguiculata (cowpea), 1339 nucleotides. RefSeq lists its product as uncharacterized. Lineage: Eukaryota; Viridiplantae; Streptophyta; Magnoliopsida; Fabales; Fabaceae. The record is from RefSeq and is a predicted model, not a curated record.